Molecule: messenger RNA, 814 nt
Organism: Hypoxylon fragiforme
Lineage: Eukaryota; Fungi; Ascomycota; Sordariomycetes; Xylariales; Hypoxylaceae
Product: carbonate dehydratase
Exons: 2
Coding region: 55-564 (169 amino acids)
Molecular function (GO): zinc ion binding; carbonate dehydratase activity
Source: RefSeq, a predicted model, not a curated record
ACUACCUACACUACCUACACUACCACGGCACACCCUUUCAGUCUAUUACCAAACAUGGCUUCCCCAAUCCAAGACAACUUCGUCAAGAAGAACGCAGAGUAUGCUAGCAAAUUCACCCAAGGUGACCUAGCUCUCCCACCUGCCAAGCAGUACCUAAUCUUAACCUGCAUGGACGCGCGCAUCGACCCAGCAGCCGCCUUCGGCAUCGACCUCGGCGACGCGCACGUCAUCCGCAACGCCGGCGCCAGCGCCCGCGACGGCCAGCGCUCCAUCAUCAUCUCGGAGCAGCUGCUCGGCACCAAGGAGAUCAUCCUCGUCAAGCACACCGGCUGCGGCAUGCUGACCUUCACCAACGACGACGCGCACGGCCUCGUCACGAAGAAUCUCGGGCCCGGCGCCGCGGCGGAGAUCGCGACGCUGGAUUUUCUGACGAUCAGGAACUUGGAGGACGCUGUGAGGGAGGAUGUGGAGUACUUGAAGAAGAGCGCGACGGUGCCGGACUAUGUGACGAUUAGCGGGUGGAUUUACGAGGUUGAGACGGGGAAGGUGAGGAAUGUGGUAUAGGUAUAGGACUUGUAGCGCAGUGCAUUGUUUUUGAUUUUAUUUUUAUUUUUAUGUUAUAAUAUACCAACAUUGCGUGUUUCGGCUUGACAAUUGGAUGGAGAGGUGAUAGUCCUGGAGUCCUUGCACAUGUCCAAACGCGCCCUUUGAGUUGGCGAUGACGCGAGAGCUACUACGCAGCAAUCAAUCGGCACUAAUGCGUUUUAGAUCUUGAAAUCAAGAUAUCCGAUAGUUACUAGGCAUGUACCUGUGU